Stylonychia lemnae is the source of this 564-nucleotide messenger RNA. NCBI's taxonomy places the organism in Eukaryota, Ciliophora, Spirotrichea, Sporadotrichida, Oxytrichidae. The record is from the annotation of a GenBank genome assembly.
AUGAAAUUGAUGAGCAAAUACUUAUACAAGCUAACCCUACUCUUAAUAACUCUAACAUCUAGAUUAACUUCAGCUACUUCAGGACUUAGAACUAGUGAGUAGCUUAGAUCAGAUUUAAGAUCUGUUUUAGAGCAAGCAAUUCUAUUAUAAGUUUAUCCAGGAAGUCUAUUUACAUUCCAAAUAUUUGUACUUAAAGACGAAACCUAAGGUGUGCAACUCUUUAGUUCCUGCUUAAAUGGGUUACUUUCUGUUCUUCAUUAAUCUGGUAUAGCAAUGAAAUUGGCUCCUUUAAUUUCAACUACAAUCCUUAUAAGGCAAAUUGAUAUGAGUGAUGAUUAGUCAUAGCUAGAGAUUAUUACAGAUCCAACAAAAAUAAGUGAAUCAGAUGAUAAAUCUUCUUUAUUAGAUAUAGUUGCCUCAAGUAAAUCUGAUAUCGCUUACAUUAAGUCUAUGCUUGUUGAAUUUGAUUAUGGGAUGCUUUUCACUAGCGAAGCUAAUAGAAAGCAUAUUUAAAAAAUACUAAAAUCUAAACUCAAUCAGCUAACAAGUAGUUUCUUGUAAUGA